Diatraea saccharalis (sugarcane borer) is the source of this 2168-nucleotide messenger RNA. The record is from the annotation of a GenBank genome assembly. Lineage: Eukaryota; Metazoa; Arthropoda; Insecta; Lepidoptera; Crambidae.
ACAUAAUAUUGUUAAUCUGUGAGAAGAACCUAUCAAUAUCAAAUCUACUAAGUCUGUGAUAUCAAAUCAAAGUUUUUGUUGUUAUUUUUAAGAUAAUUUCGUCAGAAGUUUUUUUACGCUUUUAUCGAUUACCAUCAUGUAACUUUUUAACCUGCAUACCGGAGAGCUUACCUGUACCUAUUUAUUGUGUUUAUUCUCCUAGCUGAAGAUAGAUCACAUUUACAAAAGCAGAUAUGUCUCGAUUAAAUAUCCACAAGGUUCACAUUGCUGAUGGUUUUGUUGAUGAUUGUGAGGAGUUGAUACACCGUUGGUUAAAAACUGAUAUGUUGACUUACGAAACAUUCUGUGAGAUAUGGAAAGAUAUGGAUUUCGGGUAUUUGUAUCAUGGCCGACCAGCUGCAACAGAGAUGGCAGAGUUAUCUGAGGAAUUGAUUUUUAUAGCAAAGCAUUAUAUGGUGGUCAAUUCAAGUAAUUUUGAGGAGUCUGUGGCGGGCUUGUUUCUGGUAUACGCUCUGUUAAAUUUACAACCGUAUACCGGGUUCGCGUCGUUGCGGCUCGUACCCGAUGACGUGCCGGCUAUAAAUAGAAUCGAGACAACAGCGCGAAGACAGAAACGUUACGAUGUACUGUACAUAUUGGGCUCGGUACUCAUCCAAGGGCCGGUUCAAUAUCACGCCGCUGAGCGGGAACGAGGCAUGGAGCUCGGCCUACGGAAGUAUUUGGAAGGUUACACGAGUAUAGACAAAUUGGGCGUCAGGCCUCGCGGUGUGUUCCAUCGUCAGAACGAGGAAUUGGACCUGCUACGUGAACUGAGAUGCAUCACCAAAAGAUACGCUCAAGCGAAGGAAAACAUAGGAGGCAAUACAAAACGUGACCUCAACUAUAUGAACCCCAAUUUUACUGAGGAAUUGGACGCGUCCCUAAAGCGCAUUAUUAAUAGAACGUCAGAACAGCAUUGUGUAAAUACUGACGACAAUGAAACUACAGACACGGCAAGUUCUAUGCAAGCAAUCAAAGAUAAAGCUAUGAAACUGCCAGUAGACAGCAUGAAGCACUUACAAACGACUGUCGGAAAAAGCAGAUCACCAAAAAAGAGUAGUCCGAAGAAGACAGUAUGUGAAAUCAAACAAAAACCUGGUGGGGUCAGACAGCGGAGCCCUAGAAAACCGGUGACGUCAAUGGCGAGACGAAAGACCUCGGGAAGAAUGCGUACAACCAAACGGAAACGUAAAAGUUCCAGUUCAAGUGAUGAUACCAAUCAUCCAUGGAACUCUGACUCAUCAGAUGAAAGCAAAAGCAGUGUUGAAAAAGUCAAUACAAAGAAUAUUGAAGCGAUUGACUUAAAUCUUGAUUUGUUUGAUAAAGAGACUAACAACGAAUGCAAUGUCACAGAAGAGAAAGAGAUACAUAUAUCUAUAGAGUCCCUGCCGGUUUUAAUUAGGGAAGAGCAGGACGGAAAGAUGUUUGAGAUAGAGAUCAUAGAUAAUUUGAAGCCUAAGAAAAUGGUUAAAGUAGAAAACACUAAGCAGAAAUUGUUAAAAUUGACAGAUGUAUCAUUGAAGAAAUUAGGUGUAGCAAAAGAUGAGACUUCUGUGGAACCUUUAAGUGAUUCCAAGGUUGCAGAAUUAGCGGAGAUCAAGAAAGUCCCGAUUAAGGAGGAGGCGGGAUCUUCUCGUCUCUUAGUGCGCCCGGAGAAGAGAGAUCUGAAGAAAACUCUGGUCAAAUCUAAGUUUAAAAGGAUGGGAAUACUAGAUAUGGUUGAUUGCAAAAAGCAUAGUCCAAAAAAGAAUACGAAAAAGUAAAUGUACAAUGAGAUACAACUUGCAUAACUCACUGAUAUACCUGAGCAGGAUAAAUGUCAAAGCGAGGCAAAUGUCGACCAAUCAGAAUCAAGUAUCACGCCAUUGGGUUGUUCAUCGAUAUCCACGCGUCUAACCGCGAGUGUGAGCUAGAAAGACUCCCAAUGUGUUGUAUUUUACCUUAUUUAUUGACAUAAGACUUUAAUAGUACUUUCAGACAUCGUCGGUAUUGGUAAAUCUGCUAUGCACAAACUAUAAACAGUUACAUAAUUCUCAUUUACUGUAAAUAAUAAUUUUAUUAGAAUAAGUUUAAAUGUGAUUAUUCUGCUAUAAUCAUUGUGAUAUUAGGUACUUUUGAAUAAACAAUGC